CUCACAUUACACUCUCAAGCUUUGAUCCCCUCACAAAGCUGCUGCAUGGUGUGGUUGGUGUUUGGAUGUGCUCAUUAACUCUGUACUGGCUGUCUGUUGCAGAGAAGACAGACACAAGAUGGACCUCUGUCCUCUGGUCUCCUGGUUUGGAUCUUAAAUGACUGAAGACACACAAGGGAGAAGAUGAUCUGCAGCAUCCUGCUGCUCAUCAUCCUGACCUCCUGUGUCUCUGGAACAUUUGUAGUGAAUGUGACCCAGACCUCCUAUCAGGCAGAGGAGAACCACCACAUCACACUGGAGUGGACCUUCACAACCAACCCUUACAGUUCCUCCAACUCUCUUUCUAUCUUCUGUGAACUGUUAUCUGAUCUCAAUAAUCCAAUCCUGUUUCAUCUCCAUGAAGGAGUUGAGGUACCAGAGUCUCAGGAUGAACAGUUUGCAGGACGAGUCCAGUGGGACAAAGACGUCCUCAGAGAAGGACGAAUCAGACUUCAUGUGUCCAGACUCAGGACUGAAGACUCAGGACUGUACGUGUGUGACGUACUCACAAGUUAUGGGAGUAACUCUGGUAGAUGUUGGCUCAAUGUCACUGCAGCGAGGGAUCGGCCUGAACCUGAGACACCAAACACAACAAGUCCACCAAACACAACAAGUCCACCACAACCAGAGAGUCGGGGAAGGAUCGGUCUCUACUGUGUACUGACAGCAGCAGCUCUGCUGGCUGGUUGUUUCUGUUUAUUCAGUCAUCUGCUGAGAAACAACAUUUCUCCUAGGAGUUUGAAGGUGGAUUUGCAAAAGGAUACAGUUCAGCAGGUGGAGUCAACCGUUUGAUCAACUACCACAAUAAUUUGAUUUUAUACUUCAGAGAACGAAGAAAUGACUAGUUUUGCAUUGACUGGUUUAUAAAGCACAAUGAGGAUUCCUAACAUACUAAAAUAUGUUUUCUUUAGUCAUCGAAACAAAUGCCAACUAUUCUGUGUCAUUCAUGUUUUUAUUGGCCUUUUAACAACACAGUAUUGUACUUGCCUUGCACAGGGUGUAAUGAAGCAUUCAAAUUUCCUUCGGGAUGAAUAAAGUAUAUAUAUAUCUAUCUACAACACAGUCUCACUCCCUACUCGUCAAAUGUAUGACGCAUGCUUUCUAAGUCUGUAUGUCUGCAGGUUCCAGCUGUUUGUCUGUCUGUCUGUCUGUCUGUCUGUCUGCAGGUUCCAGCUGUCUGUCUGUCUGUCUGUCUGUCUGUCUGUCUGCAGGUUCCAGCUCUCUGACUCCCAAUGAAGCAGUAAGGUCGACUCAGACUCUUCACAUCUGUUAGUUUCUGUUGUUACUCUUCUGAAUGUUUCUUGAUCGUCUGUGAUCUGAAGCUGCAGAAUCGACCAAACUACAGCUUUUUAUUGUGUUGUGUAAUUGAAACUGGAACUUUGUAUUACCAUUUUCAUCAUGUUCAAAUCAGCUGUUAUAUUUAUGUUAUUCUUUACACAGAAGGCCAUGUAUUAACUCUGCUGAAAUAUUUUGUACUAAUAAGUUAAAGUUGAUCCAGUUGUGAUCAGAACCUGUUGCUGCCUCUGUGGGCCUCUAAAGCCCAUUCACAUGUUUCAGAAACAUGGAGUUAGUGUUAUUUAAAUGUAUUUAACAUGAAUGCUAGCUGGUAGUUGCUACGCUAGUUGAUUCAGGGGUUUAUUGAGAAUGUAGUAGAGAUUUAUAUAUCAUCUUUAUGUAGCUGUCAGCAUAACUAAGUCUGGAAAAUGCUUCUGCUGAGAUCAGGUAUGGUUUAUAGAAGAAGUCUGAUUAAAAUAUUUUGCAAACUU
Perca fluviatilis (European perch) is the source of this 1805-nucleotide messenger RNA. RefSeq lists its product as uncharacterized. Lineage: Eukaryota; Metazoa; Chordata; Actinopteri; Perciformes; Percidae. Gene Ontology annotation, biological process: cell surface receptor signaling pathway; T cell costimulation; immune response. The record is from RefSeq and is a predicted model, not a curated record. Bases 184 to 831 code for a protein of 215 amino acids. Gene Ontology annotation, cellular component: external side of plasma membrane. The transcript has 4 exons.